Messenger RNA from Suillus clintonianus, 372 nucleotides. RefSeq lists its product as uncharacterized. The transcript has a single exon. The annotation marks the transcript as partial. The record is from RefSeq and is a predicted model, not a curated record. Lineage: Eukaryota; Fungi; Basidiomycota; Agaricomycetes; Boletales; Suillaceae.
CGUCGGGGGAGACACUCGCCUGGACCGAUGUCUUCUGAACGUCGUUUCGGACAAAUGGAUCGCAAGCGUUCCGCUUCACCCCUUGCUCGCACCAAAGCAUUUCGCAAUGAAAAGCAUCCUGGCUCCUCGGGUUUUUCCAGCGGCGCACAUGGCCAGCGCUCUACUGCCGUGUGCGCCGUCUGUCUUGGGCGCCAUCACCACAAUUUCAUCGAGUGCUCUGCAGAGCGCUUGUGGGACAACUCUCACGCGGCAGUCAGCAAACGAGUCAGUCGUCAGCUGCUCAUACGAAGCACAGACAAGUCACUUUGCGUCGACUGGCAACGAGGGAAAGGCUGUGGAACCCGUUCACACGACGAACGACAUCUAUGUUCA